CUUCUGACCUUAGGUCAACAUUGUAUCCUCUGAAGACUUUUAGUACAGGUAACAUGUCUACCAUGGCAAGCAGCAAUCACUCAGCAGUGUCUGAGUUCAUCCUUGUGGGGCUCACAGAAGACUUAGAGCUUCAGGUUUGCCUGUUUGGAGUGUUUUUAGUCAUCUACUUAAUCAGCGUUGUGGGUAAUAUUGGACUAAUUGGGUUAAUUCAAGUGAGCCCUCAGCUUCAUACUCCCAUGUACUUUUUCCUCACCCAUCUGGCUUUUAUUGAUUUUUCCUUUACCUCUUCUGUCACCCCAAACACUCUGUUCAAUUUUCUACGUGAACGUAAAAGCAUAACCUUCUAUGCAUGUGCCACUCAAUUGUGUUGUUUCAUCACAUUUGUUGUUUGUGAACUCUACUUGCUGUCAAUCAUGGCCUAUGAUCGGUAUGUGGCCAUCUGGAACCCUCUCCUCUAUGCAGUCCUUAUGCCUAGGAAGCUCUGCCUUCAGAUGAUCUCCAGCACAUAUGUGUAUGGAUUCUCUGUGGGACUGGCACAGGCAGUAGCGACCUUCCACUUGUCUUUCUGUGGUUCCAAUGUGGUCAACCACUUCUACUGUGAUGAUGUUCCCUUAAUUGCUCUGGCCUGUUCUGACACUCAUGUCAAAGAGCUGAUGUUGCUAAUCAUUGCUGGCUUCAACACCCUUUGCUCCCUGGUGAUUGUGGUCAUUUCUUAUGUCCUCAUCAUCUUUGCCAUCCUGAGGAUUCACUCUGCUGAAGGAAGAAGGAAAGCUUUUUCUACCUGUGCAUCCCACCUGACUUCAAUAACCAUAUUUUAUGGUACAGUUAUUUUUAUGUACCUGCAGCCCAAAUCCAGCCAUUCUUUAAACACAGAUAAAUUCGCUUCUGUGUUUUAUGUGGUAGUGAUUCCCAUGUUAAACCCACUGAUCUACAGCAUGAGAAAUAAGGAGGUAAAAAAUGCCCUGAAAAGAAUUACUAAUAAAUUUCCUUUGGCCAUCCAUUGA
Molecule: messenger RNA, 1004 nt
Organism: Meriones unguiculatus (Mongolian gerbil)
Lineage: Eukaryota; Metazoa; Chordata; Mammalia; Rodentia; Muridae
Product: olfactory receptor 5AL1-like
Exons: 1
Coding region: 54-1004 (316 amino acids)
Biological process (GO): G protein-coupled receptor signaling pathway; sensory perception of smell
Cellular component (GO): membrane
Molecular function (GO): odorant binding; olfactory receptor activity; G protein-coupled receptor activity
Source: RefSeq, a predicted model, not a curated record